This is a messenger RNA of Cariama cristata (Red-legged seriema), 543 nucleotides long. It is a transcript of the gene LHX8, whose product is annotated as LIM homeobox 8. The record is from RefSeq and is a predicted model, not a curated record. The transcript has 4 exons. Gene Ontology annotation, cellular component: nucleus. The annotation marks the transcript as partial. Gene Ontology annotation, biological process: neuron differentiation; regulation of transcription by RNA polymerase II; forebrain neuron development. Gene Ontology annotation, molecular function: RNA polymerase II transcription regulatory region sequence-specific DNA binding; DNA-binding transcription factor activity, RNA polymerase II-specific. Lineage: Eukaryota; Metazoa; Chordata; Aves; Cariamiformes; Cariamidae.
GUAAACGACCUCUGCUGGCAUGUGCGCUGCCUGUCGUGCAGUGUGUGCAGGACGUCUCUAGGAAGGCAUACCAGCUGUUACAUCAAAGACAAAGAUAUCUUCUGCAAACUCGAUUAUUUCAGGCGGUACGGCACCCGCUGCUCCCGCUGCGGGAGACACAUCCAUUCCACUGACUGGGUCCGAAGGGCUAAGGGAAACGUAUACCACUUGGCGUGCUUUGCCUGCUUCUCCUGCAAAAGGCAGCUCUCUACUGGAGAGGAGUUUGCUUUGGUUGAAGAGAAAGUCCUUUGUAGAGUACAUUAUGACUGCAUGUUGGACAAUCUGAAAAGAGAAGUUGAAAACGGUAAUGGGAUUAGCGUGGAAGGAGCACUACUGACAGAACAAGACGUUAAUCAUCCAAAACCAGCAAAAAGAGCUCGGACCAGCUUCACAGCAGAUCAACUCCAGGUUAUGCAAGCACAGUUUGCUCAGGACAACAACCCCGAUGCACAAACGCUCCAGAAACUGGCAGAAAGAACAGGCUUGAGCAGGCGUGUUAUACAG